AUGCCCAAGGCAGUCCAUGGCGUGUUGAUCACGUGCGAUCCGUCGAUCAAGUCCAUCAUUGUUGACAUCAACAACACGCGCAAUGACAUUAUUGUUGAGGAUAUCGAUGACACUCACCUGCUGAUCAAAGAAUCCAUGGUUGAUAUGCUCAAACGAUUGUUGGAUCAGAAGCUUUCAGAGACCCAAAACGAUCAGGCUGAUGAGAGCUCCGGGUCAGAGUCUGACAAGCAGGCCCGUCCGGCUAAAAAGGAGUUCUGGGCAAAGAAACGAAAAGCAGCUUAG
Molecule: messenger RNA, 282 nt
Organism: Pyricularia grisea
Lineage: Eukaryota; Fungi; Ascomycota; Sordariomycetes; Magnaporthales; Pyriculariaceae
Exons: 3
Coding region: 1-282 (93 amino acids)
Biological process (GO): transcription by RNA polymerase II; transcription initiation at RNA polymerase II promoter; nucleotide-excision repair
Cellular component (GO): transcription factor TFIIH holo complex; transcription factor TFIIH core complex
Source: RefSeq, a predicted model, not a curated record